This is a messenger RNA of Microtus oregoni (creeping vole), 10205 nucleotides long. RefSeq names its product protein kinase AMP-activated catalytic subunit alpha 2 (gene Prkaa2). The transcript has 9 exons. Gene Ontology annotation, cellular component: cytoplasm. Gene Ontology annotation, biological process: intracellular signal transduction; protein phosphorylation. Gene Ontology annotation, molecular function: AMP-activated protein kinase activity; ATP binding. NCBI's taxonomy places the organism in Eukaryota, Metazoa, Chordata, Mammalia, Rodentia, Cricetidae. Bases 99 to 1757 code for a protein of 552 amino acids. The record is from RefSeq and is a predicted model, not a curated record.
UGCACUGUGGGUAGGCGGCGGUGGCUGCGGCGGCGGCGGCGGCGGCGGCGGCGGCGCUGAGGGCCCGCGGCCGAGGGAGGCGGUGCGCGGAACGGAACAUGGCUGAGAAGCAGAAGCACGAUGGGAGGGUGAAGAUCGGACAUUACGUGCUGGGGGACACACUGGGCGUCGGCACCUUCGGCAAAGUGAAGAUUGGAGAACACCAGUUGACAGGCCAUAAAGUGGCAGUUAAGAUCUUAAAUAGACAGAAGAUUCGCAGUUUAGAUGUUGUUGGAAAAAUAAAACGAGAAAUUCAAAAUCUUAAACUCUUUCGUCAUCCUCAUAUUAUCAAACUAUAUCAGGUGAUCAGCACCCCAACAGACUUUUUUAUGGUGAUGGAAUAUGUGUCUGGAGGUGAAUUAUUCGACUACAUCUGUAAACAUGGGCGGGUUGAAGAGGUGGAAGCCCGGCGGCUCUUUCAGCAGAUCCUGUCUGCUGUGGAUUACUGUCACAGGCAUAUGGUUGUCCAUCGGGACCUGAAACCAGAAAAUGUGCUUCUGGAUGCUCAGAUGAAUGCUAAGAUUGCUGACUUUGGACUAUCUAAUAUGAUGUCAGAUGGUGAGUUUCUGCGAACCAGCUGUGGAUCACCAAAUUAUGCAGCACCUGAGGUCAUCUCAGGAAGGCUGUAUGCGGGUCCCGAGGUUGAUAUCUGGAGCUGUGGCGUUAUCCUGUAUGCCCUUCUCUGUGGCACCCUCCCCUUCGACGAUGAGCACGUGCCUACACUCUUUAAGAAGAUCCGAGGGGGUGUGUUUUAUAUCCCGGAAUAUCUCAACCGCUCUGUUGCCACUCUGCUGAUGCACAUGCUCCAGGUGGACCCCUUGAAGCGAGCAACUAUCAAGGACAUCCGAGAACAUGAAUGGUUUAAACAGGAUUUGCCCAGUUAUCUAUUUCCUGAAGACCCCUCCUAUGAUGCUAACGUCAUUGAUGAUGAGGCUGUGAAAGAAGUAUGUGAAAAAUUUGAGUGUACAGAAUCAGAAGUAAUGAACAGUUUAUAUAGUGGUGACCCUCAAGACCAGCUUGCGGUGGCUUAUCAUCUUAUCAUUGACAAUCGGAGAAUAAUGAACCAAGCCAGUGAGUUCUACCUCGCCUCUAGUCCUCCAACUGGUUCUUUUAUGGAUGACAGUGCCAUGCAUAUUCCCCCAGGCCUGAAACCACAUCCUGAGAGGAUGCCACCUCUUAUAGCAGACAGCCCCAAAGCACGGUGUCCUUUGGAUGCACUGAACACAACUAAGCCCAAAUCCUUAGCUGUGAAAAAAGCCAAGUGGCAUCUUGGAAUCCGAAGCCAGAGCAAACCAUAUGAUAUUAUGGCUGAAGUGUACCGAGCUAUGAAGCAGCUGGAUUUUGAAUGGAAGGUAGUGAAUGCCUACCAUCUUCGAGUAAGAAGAAAAAAUCCAGUGACUGGCACUUAUGUGAAAAUGAGCUUGCAGCUUUACCUGGUUGACAAUCGGAGCUAUCUUUUAGACUUUAAAAGCAUUGAUGAUGAGGUGGUAGAGCAGAGGUCUGGUUCCUCAACACCUCAGCGGUCCUGUUCUGCUGCUGGCCUGCACAGACCACGGUCAAGCUUUGAUUCCACCACAGCUGAGAACCCCUCACUCUCGGGUUCCCUCUCUGGCUCUUUGACUGGAAGCACUUUGUCUUCAGCUUCCCCCCGCCUGGGCAGUCACACCAUGGAUUUUUUUGAAAUGUGUGCCAGUCUGAUCACUACUUUAGCUCGUUGAUAAUCUACCACUGGUUUCUGUCUUUCUGUUACUACACUGUGAAAAUCACAUAUACUCUUUAAAUUAGUAUCUCACUUUUGGGUAUUACAUACUCUGCAAUAUGAAUUGAUGUGAAUAUCCCCAGGUGACAUGCCAUGUAUUGAAAUUACCAGAAACACAGAAGUCUGGCACUUUGUUUACUUUUAGAACUCUAUUAUUCUACUGUGCCUAUGAUAAAUUUGAAUAUAGGUAGUACCUUUAAUGGAUGAGUGCUGAUGUUUGCUAAUUCAUACUUGUGAGUUCACUACACAUGAUGAGCACCCUUCACUGAUGAACCAGCUAAUUUAGGAAUGGUGUGGUACCUUCUUCCCUCAUGUGUAGUGCACAAAAAUCCAGUUUGCUUUCUAAAUUUCAAAAGGUGUUAGACUAUCUAGGCACCCAGUUUUCUUGCACAAGAAGAUCAAGAAAUAGAACGUGCUGAUCAAAUAUUUAAAUAUAGAAAUCUGAAAAGCCUGUCCCCCUAAAUAUGAGAAACCAAAUUCUUUUUAAUGGUUUCUGAAAAUACUGCCUAGUAUUAGCCAGAAAGACUGUGUUUCUGUGAACAGGUGCCCAGUAUCUAGACUUUUCAACAUUUGUACAAGGCCCUAGUUAAAUCCCACCACCACCAAGCAAGACAAAACCGUGCAAAAAUAGUACACAGUUAAAUGAAACGAGGCAAAAUACCAACAACCCCUUAAAGGAAAUUCUAUUCUGAUCUUCUAUUUUGUGUUUAUGGGCCUGGGGUAGGGCUCACAUGGGGUGGGAGGCCAGGAGGUUAUGACCUUCUGACGUCUUCACUAAUUCACCUGAGGUUUAAGUUGUUAUUGAUGCCACCUCCUUCCUCAGUAACCAUUGUCUUUGUUCAUUGGUUUUCAAUCUUUUGUUCCCUUUCUUUAGUCUUUAGUUCAAAACCCUGUUUUGUCCUUAGGACCUUAGUGUACUUCCAAACCUUAUCUGCUGUGACCUUCACUGUUGAACCUGAUUGGACAGGGAAGCCUUAAACAUUUAAAGUAUUUUCUCCUGGAAUAAGUAUAUGUGUUGUUUACAUAUAUACAUGUAUGUAUUGACACAUCAGUGCUUUUAAUCAAAAAGAACCAAACUUUUUUGUGCAAGUUUUUUUAAUUUAAGAUAAAAACAAUAUAAAGCAGGAUAAAGUUAAUUGAUUAUAUUUUGUUUUAGUAAAAGUAUUUUUAAAUUAUGUAUAAUUUAAUAAUAUAUUUAUUCAUUUAUUGUAUUUAUGUUGUGAUUAACAAAUCAUUGACCUGAUUUAUCCUAGGAACUAUUAAGCUCUUGAAAAUGAAAGAAGCAUUGCCUUGACAGGUUUCUCUUUACCAAAAAUGGUAUAUUUUCAGUCUACCAAGAAGAGCAAUGAGCCUAUGAAACUAAGUUUCUCAUGUGUUCACGGAAAACAGGUUUAUCUGUCUUUAAAUAGCUUUGAAAUCAUGAGUUUGCAUCAUAUCACAUCAGAUAAUUUUAUAGUUCUUUUAGAAAAUGAUGGUCAAUACUUAUCACUCCAGUUUUCAGUAUCAAAAUCUAAAGGACCCUUUCUCCAAUUUGAGAAAGAGGGAGGGUGUACAAUUAAGGUAGCUUGUGAUUUUAAUCUUUGAAAGAUUGCCAUCUUGUGGCAAUAGAUGGUAAUUUUAGUAGUUAUUUUAAUAGCAAUAUUUAGUCCUGUUUUGUCUAAUGUGUUUUAUGGAUGUGGCAUAAUUUUGACUUCUCCAAAUGUGUGCAUACCCGUGUGUGUGUGUGUGUGUGUGUGUGUAUGGGAGAGAAAUACCUGCUCAUAAUAUUUUCUAAUUAUGAAUGGGAGGCUUUGAAAUAAGGAAAUUAUUGGAUUCCUUACCUCUAAUUACAAUAUCCUCAACAGUUUUGAAGGCAGCAAGGUUGCCAGAAUGCUCUCUUAGUCUAGUGAAUUUGGUGCUAGGAGCUCGCUCAUAGCAAAACUACUUUGUUUGAAUAAUUAUGAUGCUAGUGGAGAACUAAAAAUUAUUUACUAUUAUCUUAUUUGUUCCAGUGUUUAUUAAUACCCAGAUUGACAGUUGCCUAUUGAAUUUCAGGAGAAGUGAAGGUCAUUUUAUUUCUUUUCUUUUAACAUUUCAAAACAAUUAUUUUAUGAGUCUAGGUGAUAGAAUAAAUUGGUUUGCAGAGAGAAUUUGGUGACUCAUCUAGCAAAAAAGAAGCUAGAACUUUGUCAUAGCAUAGGUUUUUUGUUUGUUUGUUUGUUUUGUUUUGAGGCUGAGUUUCUCUGUGUAAUAGUCCUAGCUGUGUCCUGGAACUAACUCUUGUAGACCAGGCUGGCUUCGAAUUCACAGAGAUCUGCCUGCCUCUGCCUCCCGAGUGCUGGUAUUAAAGGUGUGUGCCACCACCACCCGGCUUCUUAGCACAGUUUUUUUUCUUUGCUCUUGGGAAUAGAGAAGGAAAGAAUGCUUUGCAAAUUUAAAGUUCCCACACUUUAAUCAACACUGGACAUGGCAAGUACUGAGUUAACAUCAGGCUAACCUAGGGAUAAUUACUGUUAGGUUAUAGGUGUGGGCCUUAUUUAUGUCCUGGAAACGGACUCCAUCUUGUUCUAAAAUAGUAUUUCCUAAAACAAAGAAAUAUCAUGGACUCAUUUUGAAAAACAUUGUGUUCUGUGCUGCUUCUUACAGAAGCAGCACUAAAAUCUUUGAUGAGUUCGUUCAGAAAAAGCAGGCCACAUAAUUGUGUGUGGCCCUACUUUGCCCGAAUUAGUUUACUGUUUUAAAACAUCAGCUGAGGAUGUUGCUUACCAGUAAUCCCACUGGGGAGCAUGAGGCAGGAAGAUACUUUGAGGCCAAACUAGACUAGAUAGAUAUCAAGACCCUGCUUCACAAUGUAAACAAUAAAGAAGCCUGAACAGCCCAUUAGGAAGUAUGGAAAACAGCUGUCCCCGAGUGCCACAGCAGGCGUGGUUGUGAUACUUCAGACAGCACUCCUUCCCUGUCACUUGCUGUGGACAGCCUGAUUGAGGUAGAGCCACACCCUUUACCAUGCGGGCAUGCUUAUCCAGAGCCCGCAGCUUGUGUCACGGCUUGGGUUUCUUAAUAAGACUGAUGUUUUAAGGUAGAACUUCUGUUCUUUUCUUCACUCAGUGGAUGACUGGAAAGUCUUAGACAAGGUUCCUUAUGAAAACCCAGAAGAAUAAGAGACCGGUAACUUGCUGGUAUGGCUCCAUGGAGAGCCAGUUUGAAUUCAUUCUUCCAUGGCCACUGAACAUUUUCUAAGUACUUUGAUUUGGGAAACUAAAAUCGAAGCUGUCUCAAAUUAAGUCUACAGGGAGAGAGAAAAGCAUACCAUUCACAAAUUAGAGUUUUGUUUGGAUGAAGAAACCAUUUUAGAGCCCCUUGCAACCUCUGGUCAUGUACAGAGUGAAGCCAGGGGCCCAAGCUAAGCGGAAAUAUAUGUCCUUGUGUGCCAGGGAAGUGGCUUAUUUAGCACAGUGAAGUCUCUCUGUCAUGCAAGUAAGUCUUCAAAGAUACUUAUAUAGUUCUGGGUGUCCUUUUUUCUUAGCUAGUUUGUACUCAGGGAAUACAAAUUUAAUACUUGAGAUAAAAGGAAAUAUAAUUGGAAAAUAAUCAUAAACAACCAAAUCAGAUUUUUAUACUGCUUUAUCUGUAGUAUCUACUAACAUGUAAGCAUGCUCAGUUAAUGUGGGCCGCGCAUUGAUUUAUACAAUUUAAUAUCCUAAAAUAUACCUACCACAGACGCUGUGGCUCUGUCUGCUCACUGGUUAGUAAGUUAAACUAGUGUUAAGUCUCCUAUCUAAAUGUGGAAUCUGCUCAUAGCCCUGUGUGAUUUGUGUUGGGUUUAAAGAGCUGAAACUCUUCAGUCUGGCAUAUCUCUACCUGUUACCUUUCCUUCAGUUAGCCUGGUCUACAGAGCUAGUUCCAGGACAGGCUCCAAAGCCACAGAGAAACCCUGUCUCGAAAACCAAAAAUAAAAUAAAAUAAAAAAGUAGGAAUCAGGACUUCAGCAGUUCUCAGCAACUCCGUUGAAAAGUUUGGGUGAAAGCUGUGUGCAUCUCUGAGGAAGUUCCGUCUUGGACUUGGCCUCAAUUGUGAGAUCCUAAAAUGCAAGGGAUAGAGAGAAUAGCUGGUGCCCCCUUUGAGCUCUAAAGUUCUGCCUUGUUUACUUCAGAGAAUUCGUGUUAGUGUCCUCUUUUUAUGCAUCUGUAUUUUUAUAUUAGUAUGAAGGUUCUGUCCUAGUUCCAGGCAUUUCAAAGGUGUAUUCUAAGCACAGCUUCGUGGACUGCCGGAGUGCAGACGGCAGAAAAAGUCAGCAAAUCAAGAGCCGCACGUGAAUUUAGCAUUAAUCAGAAAAUGGCUGCUAAUCUUGUGGUGGCAGUGCUAACAAUUUGCAGUUCUGUUCAUGUCCCCUUUCAGUGACCAGUCCAGUGAGCAGGGACAGAAGUCUCUCCGUAAGUCGUGAGUGCCAGACGUGGAUUCAGUGGUACCAGUCACUUGACCUUUCUUCUGGGUUGAACAGUUCGAGUUUGUGAGACUUCUGAUAGGCAAGUACUAAACUAAACACUGGUGUAUUGCUUGUGAGUCCUGGAGUGACAUACAGUAGUUGUAACUGAAUUUAUCUAGUUAAUCAUAAAAGCUAGUUGAUUGUACUAGUUCGAUGUAACUAUGUGAAAUAUUUAUGAUUAUAUUAUAUGAUUUUUAUAAGUAUUUAUAAGUUAUUGAGGGUGCUUGAAAUCUAGAAAAAUUUAUAGAACAUAAUUUUUUCUUCAAUUUUAUUUAUGUGAUUUUGGGGUGUAGGGAGCUUUUUUACUGGGAAUUGAACCCAGGGCUUCACACGCGUGAAGCAAGUGCUUGACCACUGACCUAAAUUCCCUGCCCUUAUUUAUGUGAUUCUUAAAGUACAAUCUGUAAAGGAAAACUAGGCCCAGUCCCUAAGUUGUGACUGUUAGCGAAAAUAGGCUUAUCUAAAUUUCAUAUUGGUGACUUUUUAUUUUGUGCAGAAAUGAUGUGACCCUAUUUUCACAGAGCACUCUCUAUGAACGACCUGGUCACUACUGGCUCGACAGAGAUUCUCUCAAGCCUUUUAAAACUUGGACAUGCAACUUAAGUUAGUAAGCUUUAAAUCAUUCAUAUAGGUAUAUGUACAUAAACAUACACACUAUUUCAACAAGAAAGUGACUUCUUAUACCAGCCUUUCCUUGAAUAUUUGUGAUGCAGUUGAUAGCAUGAGGAACAGGACCCACAGUCUAGACUGGAUUAAGUUUUGAUUAAACUUCUUCAGCCAUAACCUGCUAAGAAUCAGGUCCCAUCCAGAAGUUCUCAGAUUGCAGGCCUGUAUUUUGUGAGCCAACAUUAAUGUUUACUGCCAGCCUUGUACAGCAAUGCCAUUUGUAACUGCAUGUGACUUUUGGUAACUAGAGUUUGUGUCUAUUAGCAGUUCAGAUUUUACAGAGGUAAUUCGCGGUUAUUUGGACAAGCAGGGUGGGUCAAUUCAAUUAUAUUUAAAGUGCAAUUAAGGAAAUUAUAGGGUAUAAUAUUCUUUCCAGUUUUAAAAAAAUAGUUAAGGAUUAGAAGAAUGUCCUAGAAUAAAGAAAAAUUUGAAAAUAGACUUUUUUUUUUUAAAAAAUAAGGUUUAUACAGUCAUUUUUUUUUUAAAAUUCAAGACUUGCUACGUUGUGUUAAAGUUUUAAGGAAAACAGAAGCCUCCUAGGAAAGAAGAAUUGCAUUUUUAUUUUUCUCUUAUUAAUCUGAAUGUGCAUUUUCACAGCUAAAAGUCUCUUGUAAAUAGUAUUUGUUACCAAAUGAAGCCAAUUUUUCUAGAUGGAGAACAUUUUCCAAAAAUGGAAGAGACAUAGAUCCACAGUCUACACAAAGAAAGAAACAGUUCCUGGUGCCUUCUCAAAUAACUGCAGAGAAAAAGCAUAUUAAAGCAAACACACAAUCAAACUCCAUUUUCUUUUGAGUUUUCUGUUUCCCUGUGAGCUGCCCCACAAAAGGUCACGUGGUUUGCUUCUGCUUCUUCAGUUCCACUUGACCAAACCUCACACCAUCACACUAGAAGUUUUUCACUGAAUAGAGUUUCUGUUUCAUUUAUAACACUUUUAAAAGCCACCUGGGCAAACAUUUGGCUACUUUCUUGUGCUUUUAAAAAUGAAUGCAACUACUAGCAAUCUUUAUGUUUUAAAGUAUAUAAAAGAAAGAAACGCAGAGUUGAAGACCGAGUCUAAUUGAAAUCGAAUUCCCUGUUUGCUCCUAUCGCAGCACAGCUAUGUGACCCUGUGUAGUUCUCUCUUGUACAAAAUGUGGAUAAUAACCUACCUCACAGAUGUGUGUGAGAAGCUGUUUGAAAACCUGGAAGUGGGGUUUAUAGUCACACAUUCAGCCUCAGUCUUGGCUUUUUUACUAGACAACCUUGAUACCGACAGGAUGAGGAUCUCGUUUUUAGGUGUCAUAUGUAAUAAGAACAUAGUGCUAAGAAUGUUUAAGACACAGUUCCAUAAAUUAUAGUGUUCUUAUUGUAAGAUGCUUAAAGUUUCCUGGAAACCUCAAAUAUCUAAAUAUCAAAACUGUCUUUUGUUUUAGUAAAUAUUGUUAUUCAGAAUGUUGACUGAAGCUGCCUUAAUGUACCAAAAUACAGCUUUCUGUCAAGACUGUUCACAAAUACCAUGGUUGUACUGUUUUGAGUGUUGAUUGUGAAGUUGUUAUGAACUAUGAACUUGAAGGAUAGUAUUUUGAUAUUAUUUUGGGGGCAAUGGUUGUGUUUUUAUCACGUUUCACUUCUAUAGUGUUUUUUGAAUGUAAACAAUAAAAUUGAACGUUGACAGACACUAGAAGAUGUGUAUGGUUAUAACAUAUUACUGGAUAGUAAUUACUUGAUUUGAUUUUCAGGAACCUGUAAAAUAGUCCCACGGUGUGUUAAUCCUUAGUGCAGGGCUAGAGUAUGUCUCUAUUUGAAAACACUGUUAAAUCAUUGAAAUGGGACUACUUUUUAAAGUUGGUUUCAGAACAGAAGACAACAGACUCGCAGUGAUUUUGCUUAAAUAACUAUAGAUUCUAAUUUCAGUUUUAUUUAUUAAUGCAUUUUUGUGAGUUAAAUGAUCGGUGAGAAAGAUUUUUCUUCAGUAACCAUGUUGAAAAGAUUAGUGAAUUUGAAAGCAUUUCAUAUUCGCAGGUUCUGUCUAAUUAUGUCCGCACUGUAUGGAACUCAUUGGCAAUACACACAAAAGAAAGUGGCCUGAUUGCGUGUCCACAUUUUCCACAAAAUCAAAUUAAAAUCUGGUUAAUUUGAAAGCUCGUUUUGUUUCUGUCCAGUCUCUAAGCUAAUAUUCUGUGUUUCAGCUAAUCAUUCCUGAGAAAGCUUUCUCAGAAAGAACUUGCUUCUGACUCACUGGAGAUUUGAGGCCAUUUCUGUACAUUUUUGUCUUUGUCACUGUACACUGUAUUUUCAACCUGAGCCAUAUCUACGUGUUCUGCUUGAUAACAAAUUGCCCCAGUUGUAAGGGAUACAGAUUUGUUGUUUUACUCCUUGGAAGAGCCAUGGGUAUACUUGUGUUUCCUCAGGUGACUGAACACACGUCUUCUAGCACUGCUCCACCUCUGCUAUAAAUGUACCGUUAGUGAUUAUUACAGGUACUACUGGGAGCAUUGCUUCCUCCUCCUUGACCUCCUCUCCUUUCCCAUUUCUGUUCUUUCUCCUUCCCUCUUGAGUUUUUGGACACAAGGUCUCAUGUAACCCACUUUUACCUUAAACACCUGAUCCUCCUGUGUUUACUUCCCAAGUGUUGGGAUUAGAGGCAUGUACCAUUAUUCCCAGUUUAUGCCAUGGUGGAUAUUAAGCCCGAGUCCCAUGCAUGCAAGACAAGCAGUCUACCACCUAAGUGAUACCUCAGACCCUCUUUUUACUUUUAAAAUACAAAUACUUUGCUGACAUUUAUUCAUUGUGAUUGAUUUUGUAGAUUUUUUUCACAUAAGUAUAACAUCUGCUUUGACCAUAUGUAAUUAGGGCAGAAUUACACACAAUAGUUAUGGGGGUGUGGGAGAAAGUCACUGAAUUACGAGUGAGGGCCCAGUUCCUCCUUUUCCCACCUCCUCCUUCUGGGAAAGAAUGUCAACAAUCUAAAAGCGCAAUCUUGAGGUAAGCAGACAUGGCUAUUCUGAUGAAAGUGAUGGCCACUGUGCCGUAGGGAGUACAACACAGCUCAAGCAAUGGAGGGCGUGAGUGAGAAAGACAUCCCAGCCACAGAGGACAGUGUGUCCCUUGGGACAUGCAGGAAAGAGGGUGCUUUGAGGAGCCCCAGGCUGUGUGUAUGAUUGUACAGUGUGGGGUGGUGCAGACAAACGGGGCACUUGUUGAGGAAGUCUGAGUAAGACUCUAGAGUUACAAACAUUUGUGAGCUGCCAUGUGGGGGCUGGGAAUUGAACCUGGGUUCUCUGAAAGAGCAGCCAG